Messenger RNA from Lates calcarifer (barramundi perch), 2552 nucleotides. RefSeq names its product Fas associated factor family member 2 (gene faf2). The transcript has 11 exons. Gene Ontology annotation, cellular component: endoplasmic reticulum. Bases 82 to 1419 code for a protein of 445 amino acids. Gene Ontology annotation, molecular function: ubiquitin binding. Lineage: Eukaryota; Metazoa; Chordata; Actinopteri; Centropomidae. The record is from RefSeq and is a predicted model, not a curated record.
GCUGAGGCUGUGACAGCGCGGACCGCACCGGGAAAAGGCAGUUGACGUUGUUACGCCUUGCUAGAUGAUUGGCGAGGUAAGAUGGCGGCGCCAGAGGAGCCAGAAUUAUCCCAGGCGCAGACCGAAAAACUCCUCCAGUUUCAGGACCUAACUGGGUUGGAGUCAAUGGACCAAUGUCGUCGAACAUUAGAGCAGCAUAAUUGGAACAUAGAGGCUGCAGUACAAGACAGACUUAAUGAGCAGGAAGGAGUGCCCAGUGUGUUUAACCCUCCACCAUCCAGACCAUUACAGGUCAAUACAGCAGACCAUAGAGUAUAUAGUUACAUCGUGUCAAGGCCACAACCCAGGGGGUUACUAGGAUGGAGUUACUACUUGAUAAUGCUACCAUUCAGAUUUACAUAUUACACACUUCUGGACAUAUUCAGGUUUGCCCUGCGGUUCAUCAGACCAGAUCCUCGUGGUCGCGUGACAGACCCUGUCGGAGAUGUUGUGUCUUUCAUUCAUAGUUUUGAGGAGAAGUAUGGUCAGGCACACCCUGUAUUUUACCAGGGAACAUACAGCCAGGCACUGAAUGAUGCCAAACGGGAGCUCCGCUACCUAUUAGUGUACCUUCACGGGGAUGAUCAUCAAGACACGGAUGAGUUUUGCCGCUCCACAUUAUGUACAGAAGAGGUCAUAACCUUCCUCAACACACGAAUGCUCUUUUGGGCAUGCUCAACCAGCAAGCCUGAGGGCUACAGAGUGUCCCAAGCAUUGCGCGAAAACACCUAUCCAUUCCUGGCCAUGAUAAUGCUGAAGGACCGCAAGAUGACAGUGGUGGGGCGGCUCGAGGGCCUGAUUCAGCCAGAGGACCUCAUCAAUCAGCUCACCUUCAUCAUGGAUGCCAACCAAACAUAUCUGAUGUCAGAGCGCCUUGAACGAGAGGAGAGGAACCAGACCCAAGUGCUAAGGCAGCAGCAGGAUGAGGCUUAUCUGGCCUCCCUCCGUGCCGACCAGGAGAAGGACCGAAAGAAAAGGGAGGAGCAGGAGCAGCGCAGGCAAGAGGAGGAGAAGGUCCGACAGAGUGCACUUGCUGAGGAGCGGAGACGAAGAACACUCGAAGAGGAGAAGGAGAGGAAGUCAGAAUGUCUUCCUCCAGAGCCGCCUGCAGAUGAUCCAGAGAGUGUCAAAAUAGUGUUUAAGCUUCCCAAUGAUACACGAGUAGAGAGACGAUUCCUCUUUGGGCAGUCUCUGACAGUAAUAUACGACUUCCUUUUCUCUUUGAAAGAAACCCCGGAGAAGUUUCAGAUAGUUACAAACUUCCCUCGCCGAGUCUUGCCCUGCCUCCCGACUGAAGAGCAGCCCAACCCACCCACACUGAAAGAGGCAGGACUCAGCCGCUCCGAGGUCCUUUUUGUUCAGGACCUUACGGACGAUUAAUAGAUGACAUACCUCCUCUACGUGGAAACACAUUUUCCUUCGAUGCCCACCCACCCCACCCUUUUUUUUCCCUUUUACUUCUUUUGUUAAAUGGCCAUAAUGCACAAGGGAUCAUUGAGAUAAAAUCCUGACCUGGAAAAAUUAAAACCACCCUGCAUCCAGUCCUUCAUUGGUUGUGUUUACAGGGUUCCCAAUAGCCUGGAAAGUCUUGAAUUUUAUCAAAUAAAUAUUUCUUGAAGUCCUUCCUUGAACUCAUCUUUGUACCCAUGUGGAGAAAGAAGUUUGUUUUCCAUUGUCUGUACUAGUUACCAGUUAAUUCUUGUCUUUCCUCACCAGUAAUUGUUGCAGCAACGGAUUAAUCAUCUACUGAAAUAUAUACUGAAACAGUAGCAUAGCUUUGUGCAAAACCAGAACCACAUCCCAAAUUAGUUCAUGUCAACUGGGCAACUGAGGAAGGCAGGUUGUAGUAAUACCUACUGAUAUACACAGGAUGCAGCAUGGAAAGGUAUGGAUUUCUACGAUGGUGUGAAUGCCUUGGCUAUUUUUUCUUUGUCAAAGACUUGAUGUUUGCUCCAUUUGUCCCAAUUCAACACCCUUUUUGCCUUAAGUUUACACAUGCUUCCUCCACAGUGACUGACAAGCACAGAACUGGUCUUAAGUUUGGUUUGGUGCAGCUGUGAUUGUUAAUUCAUGUGGUGUAGAGAGCAAAUGUACUACUUCAGCGAGCAGGUUGGUGGAUUUGGACAUAGAGGAAAUAUGGGAACCCUGUUUUAAAUGAGCCAUGACCUGUACAUAAGUUAGAUAUUUAAAACCCAAAUUUACCUUGACUCCUUAUUUUUGUUGUUUUUUUUGUUUUGUUUGUUUUUUUGUUUUUUGACUCAUCUGUGUCAUAAAAUGACCAAAUGCAGGUUGGUUACUAUGUAAAGCAGACUGCCUCAAGCUCAUGAAGUUUAAAAAGACAAUAUUUAACAGAGGCCACAGCUUUUACAUGUGGCUUUAUCUAGUAUAGUACAAGUCUGCCCAUAGUGUGCCUGUGGUUACUCAUAGAUGCCUGUUUUGCCUGUAACAUCUAAAUGGGCUCAUGUAAAGAUGUAAUUUUCCAACUAUAAAUUAAAAACAUUUUAAAAACGCGG